This is a messenger RNA of Enterobius vermicularis (human pinworm), 1237 nucleotides long. NCBI's taxonomy places the organism in Eukaryota, Metazoa, Nematoda, Chromadorea, Rhabditida, Oxyuridae. The record is from the annotation of a GenBank genome assembly.
CCCUUUUUCAUCCGUUAUCACGAAGAUUUCAUCUGUUGGUUUUGCUUGUUAUCGGAUUCUGUUUGGCAUCGUAUAUGAGGGGAAACCUUGGUGUCACAAUGACAUGUAUGGUCAAUUCAACAGCAGUUGCACUAAAGAAUCUUCAACAUAGUGCUAUGGCCAACAAAACUUUGCAACUUAUUGUUGACAUUCCACCUCAGUGUCUUCAGGCUGAUAAUACGACUAGUGGUGUUAAUGAUUACGGGGGUUCAUUGGAAUGGGACAGUAAACAUCAGAAGGAAAUUUUUAAAGGAACCUUCUGGAGCAGUGUUGCAACUGCAUUACUAUCAGGUUACGUCACUGAUCGAACAUCACCAAAAUGGUUACUUCAACUUGGAAUUGCAUUUUACAUCAUCUGUACAGCAGUUUUUCCAUGGUUAACACUAAAUGUUGGAUAUACUGCAGCACUGCUUUCAAGGAUAGUUAUGGGUAUUGGCGAAGGUUUUGUGGUACCGGCAAUAAACGCAAUGAUAGCUGUCUGGUUUCCUGCCACAGAACGAGGUACAGCAGCUUCUAUCUAUACAUCUGGCAAUCAGAUAGGAGGCUUUUUAGGUUCACCUUUAGCUGCCUACAUUUGCGCAUCAUCCUGGAAGUGGCCGUUGGUAUUUUACCUCUGCUCAAUCGCUGUGUGGUCGAUAAUUUGGUGUUUAACAGUAACAGAUACACCGGCACAGAGUAAAUGUAUGAUCAAAAGAGAACGAUUGUAUUUAGAAACCAAAAUCCCAAAAAUUCGAGAAGAAAAACAGAAGUUAAAAAUACCAUGGAGUGCAAUUCUUACAUCCGGACCAGUUUGGGCAAUAUUUAUUGCACAAUGUGUAUCACAUUUUAUUUUUAUAUUAAUGCAGUCUUAUACUCCAACUUACUUUAAGGAAGUAUUAAGAAUGAAGUUGACAGAUGUAAGUUCACUGGCGCGUAACUAUAGCCCUAAUUUAUCAAUGACGGCAAUUUUUUUGUGCUUGGCAUUCCUUGUGGACUGUACAAAGCCAACACUUGGUGUAAUUUUGAUGUGCCUUUUUGGUAUGGCAUUUGGUACAACAACACCUGGAUUUUUUACCAGUUUACUGACUAUUGCACCGCCGUAUGUUGGUACUUUGUCGUCUAUAUCAUUUAUUUUUGGUAUUAUUGGACAACUGGCAGCUCCAGAUGUUGUUGGUUAUAUCAACCAAAAUCUGACCUACAACCGUGGGCAAUCGUGAAG